Messenger RNA from Erigeron canadensis, 1937 nucleotides. RefSeq lists its product as uncharacterized. The transcript has 3 exons. Bases 592 to 1740 code for a protein of 382 amino acids. Lineage: Eukaryota; Viridiplantae; Streptophyta; Magnoliopsida; Asterales; Asteraceae. The record is from RefSeq and is a predicted model, not a curated record.
GAGGACAUGGUUUCUUUAAGGGAGACUGAUCUAUCACUCAAAUUGCUUGAUGAGAUUAUUCUUCAAAAUGUGAGCAACAACAGUAAUAUCUCCUACUGGACAAUUGGGAGAGUGAUGAUGGUAUGUCUUUGUUCCAGUAAAUGUGUUACAUUGUAUGAGAUGAUUAUUAAGGGGCUUCAGUGGGCUCCCAAAUGGCUAUCAGUUGUGGAGGUCUGGAACUCUGGCGUUAGGGAUAUGGCGUUUUUUCCAAUGCUUCGGACUGCUUUGAAAGAUACAUUUUGGUCAGACCAGAGGUGUGCUGGCUACAUAUAACCGCAUAGUUUUGUGUAUCUUUUGGAUCAUGUGUUAUUUGUGGAGUCGUAUCUGAAUGGGAUCCUUUACACCACGAAGUCUUCUUUCUAUGGAUGGUUCACACAUCUUCACUCAACUGAUGAACCGGUACUCCUCGAGGUAUUUCUGAGGUUUGAAGUAAACUCUUAUCUUGACAUUGUUAAACAGAUUCUAUACAAUAAAGAGUUUACUGAAUCUUGGAUUCGAAGAUCAAACAUUGAGGUCUCCUAUUAUUACCCAAUUUUAGUGUUGAAGCUGGUAAUGAUGGUUUCUUUAGCCUGUCUGCAAGAGCGGGAUUGUUCUAAAGUGCUAUUUAAUCUGCUCACGGUAAGCAACAAUAUUGCUGAUUCGCUUCCAGAGAAGUUUGUGUACCAUCUUUUAAGCAAAAGGAAGGGUCGCAACUUGCAUUUGUGUCCACAAAUAGUUGCAGAAGCGUUUAUGAGCGUAGACGAUCCUCUCUUGAUUGUGAGUUCAGGAAUGCCCGAUCCGAAAAUCAAUGCCCCUGAUGCUAUAUUUGUUGACCUUAAGAAAUCCAAAAAGGAGAUAACGAGUGCAUUGUUCUUAAGGAAAGCUGCAGUUUGCUGUCAAUUUCCUUCGAAUGAUGAUGAAUGUGAGACUAUUCUUGAGGCACCAUAUUCUAAUACAUCAUCAAAUGUAAAUGUGGAUGUAAAUCCAAAAGUCAUAAGUGUGGACCUUGAUAAACCCGAGCAGAUAAUAAGUAAAUUGCGCUCAACAAGAAAAGCAUAUGAACGCGACGAUUAUUGUGAGACGAUUUCUGUGGCGCCAUCUUCUUCUAACACAUCAUCAAAUGCAAAUGUGCAUGUAAAUCCCGUGGCUGAAUGCAAAGAGAAAAAGUCAGAUGACAACGAUGAAUGUAGGAUGAUUCUUGAGGUGCCAUCUUCUUCAAACACAUCAUCAAAUGCAAAUGUGCAUUCAAAUCCGAAAAAGAGUGAUAUUCUUGAUAUAAGUCUGAAUCUUGGUGAUAAGUCAGAUGACAAUAAGAAAUUAAUUCUCAGCUUUCUAGAACAAUUGCAACCACCCUCUGCAGUUGAGGAGCUAAAGAGAGUUAUUUUGUCUAUGUUUGAAGAGAGUGACGAUGAAGCCAAUAAUCCACCUGUCAGGGGUGGAAAAAAGAAGGCUAUGCAAGCGGUUGCUAAGAGUGGAGUGAGGAAGAAAGAUGAUGAGCAAGCGAAGAGUAUGAUGAAUGAUGCGUUUGUAGAAAGCGUUUGUAAGAAGUUAUUGGAGGAAGGGAGCAGCAAGACUGGUGAGGCUGGCGAUGAGGAAGCAAAGAGCAUGGAAAGGAAGGGAAAGAGCAAGACAUGUGGGGCUGAUGAGGAAAAAAGCAUUCAGGAUGCAAAAACCGGGAAGGGCAAGAGCAAGAACAAAAAGGGUAAAAAGAAGAAGAAUUAGCUGGCUAGUUGAAUCAGAUGUAGUAGUGUCGUUGGUUUUAUUGUUAAGAGUUAUGGAAGAUGAUACCAAAACCAACCGAACACAACUUUGACUUAACUAAAAAGUGAAUGCUGGUGCUGGACUUAGGAUAGAAUGAAACAGAUUAAUAUUCUUGUUUCCUAUAUGCAACUAUUACUUAUCUUUCUUGAAGACUUCGA